Anolis sagrei ordinatus is the source of this 6446-nucleotide messenger RNA. It is a transcript of the gene RAD50, whose product is annotated as RAD50 double strand break repair protein. Gene Ontology annotation, molecular function: single-stranded telomeric DNA binding; G-quadruplex DNA binding; double-stranded telomeric DNA binding. The record is from RefSeq and is a predicted model, not a curated record. Gene Ontology annotation, cellular component: Mre11 complex; nucleus; condensed nuclear chromosome. Lineage: Eukaryota; Metazoa; Chordata; Lepidosauria; Squamata; Anolidae. Gene Ontology annotation, biological process: chromosome organization involved in meiotic cell cycle; telomere maintenance via recombination; telomere maintenance via telomerase.
UGGCGCUGGUUUGAUUUCCUAGGGAAGACUGGCGCGCGGGUGUGUGGUCCCUCUUGUUUUGCGUCACGGGGUUAAGGCUUCCCCUCUUUCACGCACACGCCUUCCUCCUUUUCCUCUUCUGCCUGAGCCUGUUCUCCUCUGCCCUCCCAUCUGCCGCCAGGUAACUCUGCAGCCAGGAUAUUUAAAAUAGAACCCGGUGUCUCCUGGAAGAGGAAUAUUCCUCAAAAAUGUCUCGGAUAGAUAAAAUGAGUAUUCUUGGAGUGCGGAGCUUUGGUAUUGAGGACAAAGACAAGCAAGUGAUCAGUUUCUUUAAUCCUUUAACCAUCUUGGUGGGCCCAAAUGGUGCUGGAAAAACGACAAUCAUAGAAUGCCUCAAGUAUAUUUGCACUGGGGACUUCCCUCCUGGCACCAAAGGAAAUUCAUUUGUCCAUGACCCAAAAGUUGCCCAUGAAACAGAUGUCAGAGCUCAGAUUCGGCUUCAAUUUCGUGAUGUUAAUGGAGAGCUUCUAGCUGUCCAACGAUCCAUGGUAUGCACUCAGAAAGGAAAGAAAACAGAAUUUAAAACUCUUGAAGGAGUCAUUACCAGAACAAAACAUGGAGACAAGGUCAGUCUGAGCUCUAAAUGUGCAGAAAUCGACCGAGAGAUGAUCAGUGCUCUUGGUGUAUCCAAGUCUGUGCUUAACAAUGUCAUCUUCUGCCACCAAGAAGAAUCCAACUGGCCUUUAAGUGAAGGAAAGGCUCUGAAACAAAAAUUUGAUGAGAUCUUUUCAGCAACAAGGUACAUUAAGGCUUUGGAAACACUUCGUCAAGUACGUCUGAAGCAAGCCCAGCGGGUGAAAGAGUGUCAGGUGGAGCUGAGGUACUUGAAACAGAACAAAGAAAAAGCCAACGAAAUUCAGAACCAGCUCACUAGCAGAGAAACUCAGUUAGCGGCCUCCAAGGAAAAUGUCAGGUCUAUUGAGAGCCAACUUGAACCUCUAAAGAAUCGUCUGACGGAAAUAGAACAGAAUCUUGUGAAAGUAAUGAAACUUGACAAUGACAUCAAAGCUCUGGAAAGUCGGAAAAAGCAGAUGGAAAAGGAUAAUCAAGAUUUGCAACAGAAGAUGGAAAAGGUUUUUCAAGGAACUGACGAACAACUUAGAGAAAUGUAUCAAAACCACCAGAAAACUGUGAGAGAAAAGGAGAGGAGAUUAGCAGAAUGUCAGAGAGAGCUGGAAAGAGCAAACAAAGAAUGCCAAAGAUUCAAUAGAGAAAAAUCAGAACUAUUGGUUGAACAAGGUCGCCUUCAACUGCAAGCAGAUCGCCACCAGCAGCAAAUCAGAACAAGAGAUUCCUUAAUUCAGUCUUUGGCAGCUCAGUUGGAACUGGAAGGAUUUAAAAGAGCACCUUUUAAUGAAAGGCAAAUCAACAGUUUUCACAGCCUUGUGAAGGAAAGACAGGACAAAGACAAGGCAACAGCUGAUCAGUUGGUGAGAGAAUUUGAGGAGAAGGAGGCAACAAAGCAGAAGCAAAUCGAUGAAAUAAGGGAUAAAAAAACUGGACUUGAAAGAACUAUUGAGCUGAAGUCAGACAUUCAGAAUAAAAAAAGGUUUGAAGUAAAGAACCUGAAACAAGAAUUACAACAGCUAGAAGGGUCUUCAGAUCGACUUCUAGAACUAGAUCAAGAACUUGCCAAGGCGAAUCAUGAACUAGAUGAAGCUGAAAAAAACUGCAAGGUUGACAUCCUGGAAAAAGAAAUAAAGGAGCUUCAAAAAGAGAAGUCAGAUUUGGAUGGUAUUCUUCGAAAGCUGGAUAAGGAGAUGGAACAGUUGAACUUAAAUACAGCAAUUAUAACUCAAAUGGACAUGCUGAAGAAAGAUAAAGCUGACAAAGAAGAGCAAAUCAGAAAAAUAAAGUCCAGACACAAUGAAGAGUUAAUCUCCUUACUCGGCUAUUUCCCAAAUAAACGACAGCUCGAAGAUUGGCUUCACUCUAAAAUGAAAGAAAUUAAUCAGACAAGAGACAGACUUGCCAAACUCAACAAAGAACUUGUUUCAGUCGAGCAAAACAAAAAUCAUAUUAGCACUGAAUUAAGGAAGAAAGAAGAGCAGCUGUCCAGUUAUGAAGAACAGCUUUUUGAUGUCUGUGGAAGCCAGGAUUUUGAAAGUGAUCUUUAUAGACUUCUGGAAGACAUUGAAAAAACAUCCAAGCAGCGAGCCAUGCUUGCUGGGGCCACGGCAGUGUAUUCGCAAUUCAUCACACAAUUAACAGAUGAAAACCAGUCCUGUUGUCCAGUUUGCCAAAGGGUCUUUGCAACAGAGUCAGAACUGCAGGAAGUGAUCGAUGAUCUUCAGAAGAAACUGCGCCUUGCUCCAGACAAACUGAAGACAACGGAGUCAGAGCUUAAGAGGAGAGAGAAGAGACGGGAUGAAAUGAUGUCACUCAAACCUGUCAGGAAAACCAUAUCUGAACUCCAAGAAAAGGACAUACCGGACUUAAGGAACAAGCUGCAGUCUCUCAACAGAGAGAUCCAGCGUCUUAAGGGUGAAAUAGAAGAGCAGGAAACGCUCUUGGCGACUAUCAUGCCUGAGGAAGAAAGUGCUAAAGCAUGUCUCCAAGAUAUUACACUAAUGGAAAGAUAUCAGACUGAUCUGAGGGAUGUUGAGAGAAAAAUUGCUCAGCAUGCUACUAAGCUGGAGGGUGUGGAUUUAGGUCGGACACUUCUACAAGUGAGCCAGGAAAAGCAAGAGAAAAAGCAUCAGUGGGACACAGUUACUGGCAAAAUUGAAUUGAAGCAGACUCUUAAACAAGAUCAGCAAAGCCAGAUCCAGAGUCUAAAGAGUGCAGUGAAUGAGCUGAAAGCAGAGAAACUUCAACUCUGUAGCCGUUUGCAGCGUCGACAGCAACUGGAAGACCAGACGGUGGAGCUGACGACUGAGGUGCAGUCAAUGAACAGGGAAAUCAAGGAAGCAAAGGAGCAGAUCUCCCCUUUGGAAACAACUUUAAUAAAGCUGCAACAAGAAAAAGAAACACUGAUGAACAAAAAGAACACAAGUUGCAGGGAAACACAGGAAAAGAUAAAUGACAUUAAAGACAAGGUUAGAAACAUCAACUGCCACAUAAAAGAGAUUGAAAAUUACAUCAAAGAAGGAAAGGAAGAAUACAAGCAGCAAAAGGAAUCUGAACUUGAUGAAGUCAAGGUCCAGCUAGAAGAAUGUGAGAGAAAGAAAGAGAAGAUAAAUAAAGAAACUGGAACAAUUCGACAAGACAUUGAUACUCAAAAGAUUCAGGAACGGUGGUUAGAAGAUAAUCUUACUUUAAGAAAAAGAAAUGAAGAUCUAAAAGAAGUUGAAGAUAACAUAAAGCAAUAUCGGAAGGAGAUGGGCGAAAUGCAUGUUCCGCAGCUGAAAAAAGACCGUGAGCAUUUAGAGGGGAGAAUAGAAGAACUGAAAAGAAACCACAGCUUAGCCCUUGGCCGUCAGCAUGGAUUUGAGGAAGAGAUCCUUAGGUAUAAGAAAGAGCUGAGAGAUCCGCAGUUUAAAGAUGCUGAAGAGAAAUACAGAGAAAUGAUGAUAGUUAUGAGAACAACAGAACUGGCAAACAAGGAUCUUGACAUUUACUACAAAGCUCUAGAUCAAGCAAUAAUGACAUUUCACAGCAUGAAAAUGGAAGAAAUCAACAAAACAAUUCGUGAUCUUUGGCGGAGUACUUACAGAGGACAAGAUAUUGAAUACAUCGAAAUUCGAUCUGAUGCAGAUGAGAAUGUUUCUGCUUCUGACAAGAGGAGGAGCUACAAUUACAGAGUAGUAAUGAUAAAAGGAGACACUGCUCUAGACAUGAGGGGCAGAUGCAGUGCAGGCCAAAAGGUGCUCGCUUCCCUCAUUAUCCGCCUUGCUCUAGCAGAAUCUUUUUGUCUCAACUGUGGCAUUCUGGCCCUUGAUGAGCCCACCACCAACCUUGACAGGGAGAAUAUUGAGUCUCUUGCACAUGCUUUGGUUGAAAUAAUCAAAAGUAGAUCCCAGCAACGAAACUUUCAGCUACUUGUGAUUACACAUGACGAAGAUUUUGUGGAACUUUUGAGUCGUUCUGAAUAUGUGGAAAAGUUCUACAGAAUUAAGAAGAAUCUUGAACAGUGUUCUGAAAUUGUAAAAUGUAAUGUCACCUCUUUGGGAUCAUAUCUUCAUUAGAAUUUGUAAAAUAGUUUGUAUAUGAGCACUCCUUUAACGCAUUCUGUGAUAAAAAAAUAAGAUUUUUAUUUGGUUAGAUAAGCUGUAUUCUUUUGAUUUGUAUCAAACAGUUGCAUUACCAGAACAAAAAAAUGUUAAACUAUGCACACAGCAGUGGUGAAAAGCAUAUUUCAAAUGUUUUUUUAAAAUUGUCCAAAAGCAUGUCUCAACUUUUGGGAAAACCUAAUGAGAAGAAUCUUGGAUUGAUGGACUGGUGAAUCUUGGACCCAGCCAAAUAUAUAUAUACAGGGUGUCCAUAAAGUCUCUUUACCAAACUUUAGACAAUCCCAAAGUUUGGACCUCCAAAGUUUGGACUUACCUAGAAGUGUCAGCCAGUUUGGUCAACAGGAAUUCUGGGAACUGAAGUCCAAAACAUUUGGAAGAUUCAAGGUUUGGAAAUCACUAACUUAAGAUGAAUUCUGAGAUUCUAUUAAAAAUCCCUUCACUACCAACCAUGUCAAAAUGUCUAGUAGCUAGCUACACUAAACAAAUUGAUAAAAUUAGCCCUCCUUGUACACCCUAGAAUCAACCUUUGCAGUAAAUGCCAAAAUAGCAGUUGUAUUGAAACACUUGCAUAUUAAAUGUUUGGAGUGACUUUAAGGAGAUUAAUUUUUAUUACAUUUCUGUAAAAAGGGCAGUGAUUUAUUACAGUAUUUUGCACACCUCUCAAAUUCUUUAUUCUAGCGUUUUCAUUCUAUGAAACUUGAGUUACGAGCUUGGCAAAGCCUUAAACUAGGUAUUUUGGGACACGUUUUUUUUUUAUUUCUCCAUACCGCAUAUUAUUUUAAUAUGAUUAGUAAGCACCCAUGUCAUUUGUUUAAUCGUAGAAACUUCCUGUGAUAUGGAUCCAAACUAAGAAUAGAAGCAAAUGUUUUCAAAAAGAAACCAAGAUACUGUGCACUGUGACAUGGGUCCUAAUAUUUACCAGCUCUUGAUAAUUUUCACUAUAAACAUUUUAAUGCUAAUGGCUAACACAAAUACCGAGUCUCCAUAAAAUGUAUAUCCUACAUUCAAGCUGAGUUACAACCUAACAUACGGUAUAAGCAUGUAGAAGGAUGGGCUAUGUGGCCAUGCUUUUGAUAUCCACUGUUAUCUGCUGUGGCAUUUCAGAAGGCCUUGUUUGACUUCUAAUCUCUCAGUGAGGGCAAAGAAGGGGUUUAAGAGCACAGGUUGAGUAUCUCUUAUCCAGAAUUUGAACCCUGAAAUAAUUGAAAACCACAUCGGUGACUGAAAUAGGGACACCGUUACUUUCUGAUGGUUCAGUGUACACAAAAUUCGUUUUAUGCACAAAAUUAUUACAAAUAUUGUAUAAAACUACAUUUGCUGUAUAUUUUUAAGUAUCUAUGAAACAUACAUGAAUGUCAUGUUUAGACUUGGGUUCCAUCUCCAAGAUCUUAUUGUGUCCUGUAUGCAAAUACAGCUAUCCUGAAAUCCAAAACAUUUUUGGUCCCAAACAAUCCAGACAAGGAAUAUUUAGCUUAUAUCUCCUUUAGAUAAUUGUUUUGACCAGGUACUUUAUGGGAAGAGAAGUGUCUCAGAGCUGAUAGCCACAGUAAAGAAGUUAACUUCCAUUAUUGUGAGCCUGAAUACCUAAAUGCAGGUGCAAAGUCCAAAAGAAAAAGGAGGGUCUUGAAAAUGCAACCCAUGUCACAGCUUCCAUGAAAGUUUAUACAUAAGAGAGAUAUGAAGUUCUGAUAAGGAAAAAAGAGGUAGGCAGCAGAAGUUAUCACUGAUGUAACAUGGAACAAGGAGCCUCCAUUGGUGCAAUUAAACCCUUGUGCCAGCAGGACUGAUGACCGACAGGUCGGAGGUUCAAAUCCAGGGAGAGCACGGAUGAGUUUCCUCUGUCAGCUCCAGCUCCCCAUGCGGGGACAUGAGAGAAGCCUCCCACAAAGAUGGUAAAACAUAAAAAAAACAUCCAGGCAUCUCCUGGGCAAUGUCCUUGCAGAUGGCCAAUUCUCUCACACUUGAAGCAACUUGCAGUUUCUCAAAUUGCUCCUAAAACAAAACAAAACAUUUAACAGAUUUAUCAAAAAUCAGCUAGGGGCUCUAAAGCACUGUUUCUUAAACUGUGGAUCCAAAUGUGGGUAAAUGUGGUCCCUGUAGCUCAAUGCUGGGGUCCCAUUUUUUUUUCUGAACAUCACCAAGUUACCGUUGUAGACAUUAACACACAUUGGUUAUGCAGUGUUUAUAGUAGACUCUACAGAAGUUACUUCAGCUGUAUUUCAUAAAAAAAGAAAA